Molecule: messenger RNA, 3198 nt
Organism: Colius striatus (speckled mousebird)
Lineage: Eukaryota; Metazoa; Chordata; Aves; Coliiformes; Coliidae
Gene: FNBP4
Product: formin binding protein 4
Molecular function (GO): protein binding
Source: RefSeq, a predicted model, not a curated record
GCCGCUGCCGCCGCGUCGCGCGCCGGGCCGGGCCGCUGCCGCCAUCGCCAUGGGGAAGAAAUCGCGCGGCGCGCCGGGCCGCCGGCCCAUCCUGCAGCUCUCCCCUCCCGGGCCCCGCCGCGACGAGGCGGCCGCGGCGCCGGCCGAAGGGGCCGAGUCGGGUUCGGAGCCCGAUGAGCCCGAAGCGGCGGCGGAGCCCCCUCGCAGCGCGCCCAACCCGCCGCCCCCCGCUCCCGCCGCCGUCAGACCCACAGGAGGCUUGUGCCUACUCGGUGCCUACGCAGACAGUGACGAUGAGGAGGGUGAGACCCCGGAGAAGCCGUCGCGUUCUGCUGACGCCAACGGCAGCGGCUCGGCAGACAUCGACAGCACGCUGGCCAACUUCCUGGCGGAGAUCGAUGCCAUCACGGCUCCCCCUCAGCCCACCGAGCCCCCCACGGCCAGCACAACCGCCUCAGCACUGCCCCCCACUCCCCCACGCCCGGAGCCCAAGGAGCCGGGCUCGGGCCAGGCCCCCGGCGCAGCCAACGGCGCGGGCUCGGCACCGGCAGCCGAGUGGCAGUACGACACGCAGUGCUCGCUGGCAGGAGUGGGGGAGCUGGAGAUGGGCGACUGGCAGGAGGUGUGGGACGAGAACACCGGCUGCUACUACUACUGGAACACCCAGAGCAACGAGGUGACCUGGGAGCUGCCACAGUACCUGGCAACACAGGUCCAGGGCCUGCAGCACUACCAGCACAGCAGCACCGCAGCAGGUGCCAACGGCAGCCUGGCCGCAACCACCGAGCUGUACCCCCAGGAGAAGGGAGCUGCCCCGGGCAGCGCCAGCAGAGGGGCCAGCCUCGCAAAGCGGGAGGUGAAGAAGGAGGUGAAUGAAGGGGUGCAGGCCCUCUCUAACAGCGAGGAGGAGAAGAAGGGGGUGGCUGCAGCCCUCCUGGCACCCCUCCUGCCUGACGUGGUGAAGGAGGAAGAGGAGCGUUGGAGGAGGAAGGUGAUCUGCAAAGAGGAGGUGGAGCCGCCUGCAGAAGAGGAGGCGAAGGCAGAAGAGGCAGCGGCUGCCCCUGAGGAGCCAGAGCCCGCCAGGGAUCCCCUGGAGGACACGCUGCAGGAGGAUCUGUGCAGUGUGGUGCAGUCAGGGGAGAGCGCUGAGGAAGAGGAGGAGCAAGACACCCUCGAGCUGGAGAUGGUGCUGGAGAGAAAGAAGGCAGAGCUGCGUGCCCUGGAGGAGGGCGAUGCCAGCCUGGCGGGCUCCAGCCCGCUGUCGGACGGCAGCCAGCCGGCCCCACACGAUGCCACCCGCCGCCUCGCCUCCAAGAGAGGCAAGUGGAAGCUGUUUGUCGGAGCAGCCAGCCCCGAGUCCGCCAGUCGAGGCCCCGGCAAAACGGGCCGGGAGAGCCCAGAGGGGGAGGAAGCAGUAGUGGCAAGCACAGCAGAAACAGCUGAUGCGAGUUCAGACAAAGAGACAGAGUCUGAGGAGCCCCAGGAGAAAGCUAAAGCCCAAGGGGCACCUAAAAUAGAAGAGGAGGAGCAGGACCUAAAGUUCCAGAUCGGCGAGCUGGCCAACACUCUGACUAGUAAAUUGGAGUUCCUGGGCAUCAACAGACAAUCUAUCUCCAACUUCCACAUGUUGCUGUUGCAGACAGAGACCCGCAUUGCAGACUGGCGAGAAGGUGCUCUCAAUGGAAACUACCUCAAACGCAAACUCCAAGACGCAGCCGAACAGCUAAAACAAUACGAAAUAAACGCCACCCCUAAAGGCUGGUCCUGCCACUGGGACAGGGAGCAUAGGCGCUAUUUCUAUGUUAACGACCGCUCGGGAGAGUCACAGUGGGAGUUCCCCGACGGGGAGGACGAAGACGAGGGACAGCGCAACGCCACCGCCGCCGACAGCGCCAACGACUGCGCCGCCGCCAGCGCCGCCGACGGAAAAGCCGACGGUCCUCCUAAGCCACCUCCCAAAGACAAAGGAGAGCGCCCCGGGGAGCCCGGCGAGCGCCCUGCAGGCUCCCUUUGUAAAGAAUCCUUCUCAGGCCAAGUUCCUGCUACGUCUCUCAUGCCGCUCACUCCAUUUUGGACUCUGCUUCAGUCCUCUGUCCCGGUCCUCCAACCUCCUUUGCCUUUGGAAAUGCCCCCGCCGCCCCCGCCGCCGCCCGACUCGCCGCCGCCGCCCCCGCCGCCGCCACCGCCGCCCGGAGAAGACGGCGAGAUCCAGGAGGUGGAGAUGGAGGACGAGGGGGGCGAGGAGCCGCCCGCCCCGGGAACGGAGGAAGACGCUCCCCUGAAGCCUCUCCCGCGCCCGGCUGCCGGCAGCAGCCAGGGCGCCGUGGAGCCCAGCCCGGCGCCGCUGCUCGCCGCCAAGCCGCACAAGAGGAAAGCUGUGGAGAUGAGCCCGGGGCUGAUGCAGCGAGCGGCCACCAUCGGCAGCUGCCCCGUCCUCUACAGCCAGCCCCUGAUGGCCGCUGGCAAGUACCAGCCGUCGGCCGUGCCCCUGGGCUCGCUGCGGCCGCGCCAGCGCCUGCAGGGCGACAUCCAGGCCCGGCCCAGCCUGCGCCUGGCCCCGGGCCACGCCGGCCCUCAGCCCGCUGCCCUGGGCCUGCAGCCGGGAUACCUGGGCGUGACGGCGCCGGCCGCCGCCUCCGUCAUGGGCUACUCGGAGUGCGCGGCGCCCGUCGGCCUCCCCGCCGCGGCACAGCCCGUCCCGGCACGAGGGGCGCCCCCCGCCGCGGAGCAGCCGCCUCCCCCGCCACCCCCGCAGACGCCCCCGCCCCCCAUCCCCAAGGCCCCGCCGCCGCCGGAGAAGGAGAAGCCGCGGAAGGGGCGGAAGGACAAGGGCAAGAAGGGGAAGACGAAGAUGCCGUCGCUGGUGAAAAAAUGGCAGAGCAUCCAGCGGGAGCUGGACGAGGAGGAGAACUCCAGCUCCAGCGAGGAGGACCGCGAGACCACGGCCCAGCGGCGCAUCGAGGAGUGGAAGCAGCAGCAGCUGAUGAGUGGCAUGGCCGAGAGAAACGCCAACUUCGAGGCACUGCCCGAGGACUGGCGAGCGCGGCUCAAGCGGAGGAAAACUGCCUCGAGCACGUGAGGCAGCUGCACUCCCUCCUGCCUCCAACCUGGGCCUGGGGGGUGGGGGUUUUUUUUUACACAUGUACAGUUCCAAACCCUUCACUUGACCAUUGUCCAAUAAACUGUAGCAGUUUGGGA